Molecule: messenger RNA, 1167 nt
Organism: Helianthus annuus (common sunflower)
Lineage: Eukaryota; Viridiplantae; Streptophyta; Magnoliopsida; Asterales; Asteraceae
Exons: 1
Coding region: 1-1167 (388 amino acids)
Source: RefSeq, a predicted model, not a curated record
AUGUGGGAACAAGCUUUGUCUGUGCUUCCCUUGGCACGAAGUGCCGUCAUGAGCACUCCUUUAGGGGUAAACUGCCCAGUUGCACCUGGAAGCCUUCAAGGCUUCAACCUUAUGCCUCAGAUGAUGUCAAGCUUCCCAUGGCUACAUUUUAUUUAUCAAGUGCUAGCCAUCCAAGGGAACAACAAUAACAUCAACAACACAGGUGUAAGGGUGGAAGAGGAUUUGGCCAAACCAUAUAAACCAAGCAACCUUUCAUGCUUCUCACAGCUAAUCGCCGAUUAUGAUUUCCAAACAAAGAUCAAGAUGCCAUCCCAUAUCAAAACAUAUGAUGGGACUGAAGAUCCAGAGGAUCAUCUCCAGAUCUUUACUGGUGCUGCUAGGAUCGAGAAAUGGUCUAAUGCUGAAUGCUAUCUCAUGUUCGUGCAAACCCUUGUUGGUUCAGCAAGAAUCUGGUUCAAUGAUUUACCUACCAGAAGCGUUCGAAGCUUCGAUGACCUUAGCAAAGGAUUCCUAGCCAACUUCUCCCAGCAAAGGCGGUACAUUAAAGAUGCCACAGUGAUUUUCCAGAUAAAACAAAGGGAUGAUGAAAGCCUUCGAGAGUUCAUAGAAAGGUAUAAAAAGGAAGGUCUAACGUAUGUGGGGGCGGAUGAAAAGAUGAGAGUAGCCGGUUUCAUGAAUGCCAUCACCUCCAAAUACCUUACAAGGGAUUUCAACAAGUCCCUACCCAAGACCUUGGAAGAAGCUCUCGAAAGGGCCAAAGCCCACAUUAGAGGGGAGGAGGCUGUAGACAUAAAAGAGCAAAGAAAAAGGGGAUCUAGCUGGCGAGGCAACAGUCCAGCUAGGAAAAAGGAAAACUUCCAUUCUUACGACAGACGCCAAAGGGGUUCAGAGCAACGAAGGUCUGAAGGCCGGAACCCUUCAAGCAGGGAGAAGGCCAUGAACUUCACACCCCUUACCAAAACCCCCCAAGAGAUACUUGCUACAGAGGAAGUGAAACAAAGCUUCCGACCUCCCAGACCUCUCCCUAAAAGCAAAAGGAAUGAGAAUUCCACCCAGUUUUGCGAAUUUCAAGAAGAGAAGGGUCACCAUACUAACGAUUGCUUUCAACUCAAAAAGAGGAUUGAAGAGGCCGUCAAGUCCAGGCCUCCAGGGAGCUUGCCCACUUAG